This is a messenger RNA of Olea europaea var. sylvestris, 918 nucleotides long. Its product is annotated as protein RER1A-like. The record is from RefSeq and is a predicted model, not a curated record. Lineage: Eukaryota; Viridiplantae; Streptophyta; Magnoliopsida; Lamiales; Oleaceae. Gene Ontology annotation, biological process: retrograde vesicle-mediated transport, Golgi to endoplasmic reticulum; protein retention in ER lumen. Bases 29 to 631 code for a protein of 200 amino acids. The transcript has 4 exons. Gene Ontology annotation, cellular component: Golgi membrane.
ACUGCACACAAACUAUCUACCAAUUAUCAUGGAUCCCAUACUGGGCGGUUCCGCCUCACCUGCCGACGAUAUUAACUCAGCCGCUCCCGCCGCCGCCGCCGAGUCACAGUGGGCCUUCACACAGCAGUACCAUCACCUCCUGGACAAGUCUACUCCGUACGUGCUCUACCGGUGGAUUGCGUUCCUCUUCAUCGCAUUCGUGUAUCUGUUGCGGGUGUACCUGAUCCAAGGGUUUUACGUGGUGACCUAUGCACUCGGCAUCUACAUUCUUAACCUCAUCAUCGGGUUUCUUUCGCCACAGGUCGACCCGGAGUUCUCAGACGGUCCGACCCUCCCCACUCGAGGCUCCGACGAGUUUCGACCUUUCGUUCGCCGCCUUCCAGAGUUCAAAUUUUGGUACUCGAUCACCAAAGCCUUCUGUAUCGCUUUUGUGUUGACAUUAUUCAGCAUUUUUGAUGUGCCUGUUUUUUGGCCAAUUCUCCUUUUCUACUGGAUCAUUCUUUGCAUGCUUACUCUGAGGAGACAGAUUCAACAUAUGAUAAAAUACAAAUAUGUUCCAUUUUCCUUUGGAAAGCAGAGGUAUAACAGAAAAAGUGCACCAUCAGCUGAUAACGAAGGCCUUUCCUCUUAGAUGAAUUUUGCUGGUAAUCAGGGCUAGCUUUUGAGGACGCUAUCACCAGUUAUCAUCAAGUUCCCAGAGACAGCGAUCAUACUGAACUUUGUUUCCUUAGAAUGUGUAAAUAUCAUCCACGUUGAAUCAAGAAGUUGUAUACUGGUAAUGACCGGUUUGUUGUUCGAAGAAAUUUUUUUGGACUCUCUUGGGAAAUGCAUAUUGGUUAGGUUUUUAUUAUGUGAAAUUUUGAAUCAUAUCGUUCCAGUUCUUUAUGACAUUGGGCUUUCGAAAUUUCCCUUGAAAUA